AUGGAGCCCUCCCCCUGGCACCAAGACACCAUGCUCUCCGCGCAAAUGUCCGGCCUCACCCUAGACGCGCCAAUGACGCCCAACCCCUCCAACCGCUUCAGAUACACCCGCUUCGAAUCCUACCUGGCCAUCAUCCGCGCCCACCUCGGCGAAGCCCACGAACUGCUCGAGUUCACCGACGUCCCCUCCGACGCCUUCGACCUCCUCUCGUCCCACGACGACCGCCCAAAGCUCGCCGUCAAGCUCUCCUACAACUACGUAUCCCGAACCCUCAGCGUGAAACUCCACGGUCCCGCGCAUCUCCUGAUCACAGGGCUCUUCAACGAGAUGGUGAACCGGCAGGCGGAGUUAACAUGGGGCAUCAACGACGUGCUCUGCUGCGCUUCGCCUCUAACGGUCCUUGGGAAUAAUGGGGCUUGGUACGCGAAGGAGCCGGAUACGUGCGGGCUUUUCUGGACGGGGCCGGCGAUGCAGCUGGCGCUGAGGAUUGUGGUUGUUGUUGGGGGCGUUCAGUGUGCGGGACGCUUGGCGGAGGAUGCGAGGGUUUGGCUGGAGACCAGCGGGUCGACGGUUGAGAUGGUGGUUACGGUGGAUGUUAGUCGGUGCCAGGAGGUUCUGCGGGUUGAUGUUUGGGAGCGGGCGCUGGGUGCGGGUGCGGUGGCGGUGCGGGCGCAGUAUGUUGAGAUUUUAAGGGGGGAUGGAGCUGGCGCGGAUCCUGAAGUGCGUGGGUGGAAGAGGAAUACAGGUCCCAAUGGGAGUGAGGUGCAGAUGAACGGGAAUUCGGAUCUGGUUUGGACGGACGGGCUUUUCCUUGAUCUGGCGAGGGUUACGGGGGCGCCGGUGGGUGAGCCAGAUCGGGGGGUUCAUUUGCAUAAAGGGGUCCUGCAGGAGUUUGGGGCGAGGUUCUGGCGGUUGCUGGGGGAGCCUUUGGGGGAUUGUGAGAUGAAUUAG
Molecule: messenger RNA, 951 nt
Organism: Aspergillus mulundensis
Lineage: Eukaryota; Fungi; Ascomycota; Eurotiomycetes; Eurotiales; Aspergillaceae
Exons: 1
Coding region: 1-951 (316 amino acids)
Source: RefSeq, a predicted model, not a curated record